UCAUCACAUGCUCAUCCAACAACAACAACAACAAGAACAACAGGAACGCCAUCAGCAACAUUAUUCGUAUCAUCAGCAUCAGCAUCAUCAUCAUGAGAUCAAGGCUGGGUCCUAUUCUUCUCCUUCUUCAUCAUCAUCUAAUAUCCAACAAAAUUCAACACUUGUUCUCGUGGAUGAUAAUGGAUUAUCACCUUUACAAUUACCUGCUCAAGCUCAACAACAAUAUCAUCAUCGACGUGAACCAUCUUGUGAUUCCACCAUGACUAUUACUAAGAAUGCUCUUGUUGCACCACAAUCGUUUUUGUCCAUGCCUUUGUACAGGUCAAAUAGCAACGAUGAUCCUUCUUCUUUUGUCCAUUCAACUUGUCAGGUUACGCAAACCGAUUGUUAUAAUCAACCAAGACAACAUGGAAUGCUUUCACCAACCUUAUCAAGGAUGAACUCUUUGGAAGAUACGGAUUUACCCAUCUUUAUUACUGAAACUGAACCAAUUUUGGACGACGACAAUGAUAGCAUUUCAAGUGAUUGUUUAUAUCCCCAACAACAAGUCGUCUUUAUCAAGAUUAACAAACUGGGAAACUGGCGCAACAAGAAUAGUGCUGGUAACAAUCGUCUUUUAUCCAAUGUUACUCGGUGCCCUACUUCUUUCACUUAUUUGGCUAGUGACGAAGGUUAUGAUGAAGACAUAGAUGGCAAGGAUCAAAUGGGUGAAAUAGAAUCGGCUUCUGUAUUCUUACCUUUGGAAGAUGAUAACGAUGAAACUGAACAAUCAACCAACAACAAGAAUAAUAAUGAUUUAGUACAAAAAACUUGGACCACAUUCCAACAACAACAAGUAAUAUGGAACAAUCGCAUUCAACAUUUGGAACAACAAUUGAACGAAGAAAGAGCUAUGCGACAAGCUUUUGAGAAAGCAAUGGAAGAUAUGACAGUGUUGAUGGACCAACAGCAAAAAGUACUUUAUGACCGCCUGGACCAAGAAAUCAAUAUGCGACAAGUCUAUGAAGAAAAGAUGCAUCAAACCCUGACUCAUGUUCAACCCCUUGAAGCUCGACUAGAAAAGGAAACAACCGCCCGCAUUCAAUUGGAACAAACAAUGGCCCAUGUUUUGGAUCAACUGGAACAUCUGCAUACCCAACAUCAACAACAUGUCAACGAUGACGUUCUACAGCAUACACAAAUGCAGAAAAAAUUAGACAAAGCUAUGGAUGACAUUACUCUUUUGACCAAUACCUUUUCAACAUCAUCAUCGACAUCAUCAGGACGUACACCAACCAAAAUCAAUAAUAUGACAAAAUCCUCUGCUACUCCUGUAAAUCAUCAUCGUUCUUCAAUAGUACCUUACAACAAAAUGACGUCAUCUACAAAACCACCAACUUCUUUAAAGACAAACGCCAAUCCUGUCUUGAAACCUUCUUCUGUUGCUGCACGAUCAACCGCUUCCGGAACUAUCGUCAACACUAAUUCUCCCCGGAGGACAACAACAACAACAACAACAACAAACAAUCGACCAAGAACAACUAGUAUCGUACCAUCAUCAAGGCGAAGCAAAUUUCCUACAAAAUCCAAUAUUGACAAUGACGCCAAAGUACCUUUGACAGGAAAAGCCCGCUUGGAAUCUCAGAAGCGAUCGAUCACUACUGACGCCACUCAAUCAUCAACAUCCACAUCAUCAACUUAUAGGACGUUUGGUACUUCAUCGAUAGGUUAUUAGGAUAUACCCGCAUCCCCUUUAUUUUUAUUUUAUUAUUGUUACUUUAUUAUUUUGUUAUAUGUUAUUCAUGUCUUGCAUUUCAAUUCUCUUUUUUUUUUUUUUUCUUUCUUU
This is a messenger RNA of Halteromyces radiatus, 1825 nucleotides long. RefSeq lists its product as uncharacterized. NCBI's taxonomy places the organism in Eukaryota, Fungi, Mucoromycota, Mucoromycetes, Mucorales, Cunninghamellaceae. The record is from RefSeq and is a predicted model, not a curated record. The coding region runs from base 8 to 1714 and encodes 568 amino acids. The transcript has 2 exons.